This is a messenger RNA of Anolis sagrei ordinatus, 1582 nucleotides long. Its product is annotated as stromelysin-2-like. Gene Ontology annotation, molecular function: zinc ion binding; metalloendopeptidase activity. The record is from RefSeq and is a predicted model, not a curated record. Gene Ontology annotation, cellular component: extracellular matrix. Gene Ontology annotation, biological process: proteolysis; extracellular matrix organization; collagen catabolic process. Lineage: Eukaryota; Metazoa; Chordata; Lepidosauria; Squamata; Anolidae.
AACUGGGAUCCAGAGUGAAAGCCAACAUGAAAUGUUUUCUGCUGAUGAUUGCACUCUAUGGAGCACUGUCUUCUGCUCUGCCCUUAAACAAAGAAACUGAUGAUGUUUCAGAAAAGGACAUGGAGAUUGCCAAGAAAUACAUGGAAAGCUACUAUCCCGAAUCAGAGUCAACACCUGUUUUGAGAAGUAAAAAAGGCAUUGAUAAGGAAAAAAUAAAACAAAUGCAGAACUUUUUGGGGCUGAAGGUAACAGGGAAACUGGAUUCAAGCACUUUGGAAGCAAUGAAGAAACCCAGAUGUGGGGUUCCUGAUAUAGCAGAAUAUCGUACCUUCCCAAUGUCUCCAAAAUGGGAAAAGAAAGACCUGACAUAUAGUAUUCAGAACUAUACACCAGACAUGGAGCGUGCCGAUGUAGACAAUGCAAUUGAGAGAGCCUGGAAAAUGUGGAGUGAUGUAACCCCAUUAACCUUCACGAGAGUUUCUGACAGCUCUGCAGAUAUAGAGAUCUCUUUUGCUUCUAGAUAUCAUGGUGACUUUAUUCCCUUUGAUGGACAAGGUGGGCAGCUGGCUCAUGCAUAUUCUCCAGCUUAUGGUGGAAAUGCCCAUUUUGAUGAGGAUGAAACUUGGAUGACAUCUUCAACAGGAAUCAACCUUUUUAUUGUUGCUGCCCAUGAGUUUGGUCAUUCCCUGGGUCUUUAUCAUUCCAGGGAGUUGGAUUCAUUGAUGUUUCCAACUUACCAGUUUGGGGACCCCGAAACAUUAACGCUUCAUAGGGAUGACAUCGAAGGCAUCCAGCAUCUGUAUGGACCCCCUGAAGAAGACAAUGGUGAACCAGAAAACCCAACAGAAAAUAACGAACAAUUGUUGGCAGAUUCAUGUGAUCCUAAUCUGACUUUUGAUGCUGUUGUCAGUCUCCGAGGAGAAACCAUCUUCUUUAAAAAUAGAUUUUUCUGGCGAAAAAAUCCAUUGAGAAGAGAGAUUGAGAAAGAUCCUAUUUCUGCUUUCUGGCCAACUUUGAACCACGGCAUAGAUGCUGCUUAUGAAGAUGAAGACAACGACACAGUCUUUCUAUUUAAAGGACAUAAAUAUUGGGCUACCAAAGGAAACAUUAUUCAGCCAGGUUUUCCAAAGAACAUCCACAGCCUGGGUUUCCCCAAAACUGUGAAGAGCAUUGAUGCAGCUUUUUAUGAUAGAAGCUCAAAGAAAACAUACUUCUUUGCUGGCAGCAAUUACUGGAGAUAUGACAAAACCAGGAAUUCCAUGGAGAACCCAAGGAGCAUUGAAACUGAAUUCCAUGAAGUUGGUCCUCAAGUGGAUGCUGCUUUUCUGCAUAAUGGACGCAUCUAUUUAUUCCGUGGCUCACUGCAAUAUGAAUAUGACAGCAGAACCAACCAGUUUCUUGGCAGAAAGAAGACCAAUAGCUGGUUUGGCUGCCACUGAUGUUUGGGCAAGAAAGAGAGAGAAGUCACUGAAAAGAGCGGGAUCUCUUUUUCUUCACACACCUAGCCCUGUUAUCUUGGUUACUCUUUCUUUCUAAUUUUUGUGAAUCAAAGAAAAAUGUGCAGAUUGUUACCUCAGACUAU